Molecule: messenger RNA, 7318 nt
Organism: Biomphalaria glabrata
Lineage: Eukaryota; Metazoa; Mollusca; Gastropoda; Planorbidae
Exons: 9
Coding region: 143-1639 (498 amino acids)
Source: RefSeq, a predicted model, not a curated record
UAAAGUCGUCAAAUCAAGAUAAAUUGAAAAGACGCAGAUCCGGAUAUUUCUGGGAUCGUAUUUAACUGUUUAACAAAAGAUUGAUUGAACAUGAUGUAAUGAUUAACAAUUAAAGCGUUAAAGUAAAUAAUUUUCUUCUAAAAUGGCGAACAUAUUUCUGAUACUUUUUAUGAUUUACAUAAAUGUUCAUUUAACAGAGAGCCAACUAUUUAACUGCAGCAGACCCGCGUACGACAAACUGGAAGAAACAGAGCCAGGCGUGUGUCUGUACACUUUAUGUGUGCAUUGUGUUUCUAAGACUACAUCGUUCCAGGAUUUAAACUACACCUUUGCCAUUCAAAUGAACGGCACUGUUUGGACACUGGAUAAAGAAAAUGCUCUCUAUUCAACUCAAGACACCUUGACUGACAUCACAUUUCCUUUCAAUGAUAGUCUAGGAUUUAGUCUGUUUGAUGGUCCAGUUCAGUUCCAGUUUUCAAUGUCAGCUCUAGAGGAAGAUGGGAAUGUUAUUCGUGAGACGAAUCCAUGGACAGCACAAGAACUAUUCAAGGCUCCAGACUUUAUUUGUGGCAGUGCUGAUUAUGACAGAUCUCAAACUCCUAGAUAUGAAAUGUGCCGCCAUUCUCUAUGUGUUGUAUGUGUUUCCAAUGUCACUUACCAGCAAAUAAACGCUACACUCGGUUUCUUAUUUAAGAUUUAUGAUAAUCCCAUACAUCAUGAAUAUAGAAGUCCCUAUACAAUUUCAGUUGGCUAUUCUUCAAAUAAAACCACUUUCUAUUUAACUAAAGACCACAAAACAGUCAUUACAUUCCCAUUUAAUGAAGACCUCAUGGAAAUUGUCCAAUUUGAACACUCAACACAAUAUCAAUUUUCUAUGUCAGCCAUAGACAAUGAAGGCAGGUUGAGAGAGACAUUUUCUCCUUUGAGUGAACCCAUCAAAUACAAAUCUACUACAGAAAUUUACUUUACAAUCAACGGAAAGAACGACUCUUUCAUUGAGGAAUCAGGCGACACUCUGGUGUUUCUCUGCACUUCAAAUGGAUACCCUCCACCUUUAUUAUAUCUGGAUUCACUUGUGACAUACAGUUCAAAGCUAUUUGAUGAUCAUUUAAUUUAUCCUGACACACCAGUAAAUAUUACAAUCCGUGGUCUUUUGGUGACAGGUUACUAUUUAUGUUACCAUUUAGACAAAUUACAAUAUGUAGAAAAGAAAAUUUUUGUCUUGUCCCACAGCCAGCUCAGAUUAAUGUCAAAUAUAUUUGAACAGAAGGACUUAGAGUUUCAAAGUUUAGGAUACCUUGACUUCUGGCCAGACUACGAGGCCUAUUUUUCCGUGAUAGGAUACCCAGCGCCGUACUCCAUGCAACUCUGGUCUAAUGGUGAUAACAUCACCGAAGGAGUAGAAUUGACCUAUGGCGAUACGUCUGAUUAUGUAAACAGUAACAUAUACGUUAAGUUCACAGACCACGCUCUUCUAGUGCAACAGAAAAACUACAGUUUAACAGUGAACAACGGGCAUCCGACCAGCUUCACGUUUGUGUGUGGAGAUUGUAAUUUCUUAGCCAACUCCUGCACAAUCAAAAGUAAUGCAAUGUCUUUGAACGUCUUUCUUCUUGUUGUUCGCCUGCUAUCUCAGUAGAGCGCAAGGACUGAAAUCAAGGACUAGCACAAUUUGUGUGGACUUGACUUGUAAAUGUGUAUACUUUAUUUUUAAUGUGUAAUGUGUUGUCAUAGUUUAGACUAUUUUCGGCAUUGCUUUUGUCAUAAGGUCAGAGACUCCCAGCAAUAUGCAAAGUUCUUUUUGACUUUUAAGUUACAGGCUUUUGGAAUGAGGCUUUAUUUUAGCAUCCUUUAUAACACCUAUGACAUAGAGAGAGAUGGCAGAAACAAAUGGCUCAUGCUAAAUGUAAAUCCCAUUUUGAUUACAAAGAAAGUUAUUCCUAUGUUCGAGCACUUUAAAUGAGAGGAUCAUACAUGUUCUUUAGUCAGCAUCAAAGAAUCGAGCAUCGAGUCAAAUGCAAUUUCAAGACAUUUGAAAUGAAAACAAAUUCCUUUGUUUUGAUCGCGGUGCAAUAAUUCAACAAGCUGAACAGUGUGAGGUAACGGGGUCGAUCAAUUGGAAAAUACUAAAAGAAAAAAAGUAAGGGUUUGACAGUAGUAAUUUAAAAAGUAAGGGUUUGUCAGUAGUAAUUAAAAAAGUAAGGGUUUGUCAGUAAUAAUUAAAAAAAGUAAGGGUUUGUCAGUAGUAAUUAAAAAAAGUAAGGGUUUGUCAGUAGUAAUUAAAAAAAAGUAAGGGUUUGUCAGUAGUAAUUUUAAAAAAGUAAGGGUUUGUCAGUAGUAAUUUUAAAAAAGUAAGGGUUUGUCAGUAGUAAUUUUAAAAAAGUAAGGGUUUGUCAGUAGUAAUUAGGGGGGAGGCAUUGUAAAGCGGGUCGUUCAAAAUCAAGUUUAAUGCUUAGGUCAGAGAAAUUACGAUGCGCAUGUUUUUAAAAUAUCAACAAUAACAUGAGGAUACAGGGGAAGAGAGAAGGAAAGAGAUAUAGAGCGGACCAUUUCAUUUCAUGGUAUUAGACACAAUUCACGGGAUAAAAUGUAUAUUAGGGGGAUCAUUAAAAUGUGACCCGAUUAUUGGAAGUUCAAAAAAAAAGGUAGAGCUGUUCCGGCCGUAAUAAACCUUGAACAAAUCAACGGGCGUAGUCGGUAUCUAAUACUAGUAAAAUAGAAGCUCCUUAGGAUGCUACUAACUUGUCAACAGUAUUUAUUAUAACAACAUCCUAUGAAGACAUUAAGACAGUGGACACUUGACUAGCAAUGAACCAAUGGCAUCCAAUGAUACACAACUGGUCUAACAUCAACAGACUUAUACCGGUAAUACUUCAAAAUUAGCAUUAAAACGUCUAGACUGACAACAGCACAGCACUCAAGGAUUGAAAAAAUGAACAUUCAACACCAACACUAGCUACGAUAGCACCAUCACUGACAACAGCACAGCACUCAAGGAUUAAAAAACUGAACAUUCAACACCAACACUAGCUACGAUAGCACCAUCACCGUCUACAGUAACACCAACAUUGACACCCUAUAGGAAAAAAACAACAAGACUCAAACGUCAAAUCUAAAAUUAGAAAUACGAAACGAAUCUAAAUAGAAAAUUUCAUAGAAAUAUAAAAGAAAACUCUAUUAUCUAAUCAGGGGUUAAAGAGUCCUUCCCAAGAAUAGGUCCAAGGCAAUAAGACUAAGGCUGUCCACUAGCAUUAAGUCAAGAAUCAUUUUCCGGAUCCAAAAUCUUUGAUUAUUUUAAUUAUCUAAAUUUGGUGCCUGGCAAUCAAAACUAAGAGCUGUCAAUUGACGUCACAGGAAAUUAUGGCGUAGCCCCUGGAAGAACACUGUGGGCUAUUUGAACUAUCUACAAUGAAGAACGCUGUGGGCUAUUUGAACUAUCUACAAUGAAGAACGCUGUGGGCUAUUUGAACUAUCUACAAUGAAGAACGCUGUGGGCUAUUUGAACUAUCUACAAUGAAGAACGCUGUGGGCUAUUUGAACUAUCUACAAUGAAGAACGCUGUGGGCUAUUUGAACUAUCUACAAUGAAGAACGCUGUGGGCUAUUUGAACUAUCUACAAUGAAGAACGCUGUGGGCUAUUUGAAAUAUCUACAAUGAAGAACGCUGUGGGCUAUUUGAACUAUCUACAAUGAAGAACGCUGUGGGCUAUUUGAACUAUCUACAAUGAAGAACGCUGUGGGCUAUUUGAAAUAUCUACAAUGAAGAACGCUGUGGGCUAUUUGAACUAUCUACAAUGAAGAACGUUGUGGGCUAUUUGAACUAUCUACAAUGAAGAACGCUGUGGGCUAUUUGAACUAUCUACAAUGAAGAACGCUGUGGGCUAUUUGAAAUAUCUACAAUGAAGAACGCUGUGGGCUAUUUGAACUAUCUACAAUGAAGAACGCUGUGGGCUAUUUGAACUAUCUACAAUGAAGAACGCUGUGGGCUAUUUGAACUAUCUACAAUGAAGAACGCUGUGGGCUAUUUGAACUAUCUACAAUGAAGAACGCUGUGGGCUAUUUGAACUAUCUACAAUGAAGAACGCUGUGGGCUAUUUGAAAUAUCUACAAUGAAGAACGCUGUGGGCUAUUUGAACUAUCUACAAUGAAGAACGCUGUGGGCUAUUUGAACUAUCUACAAUGAAGAACGCUGUGGGCUAUUUGAAAUAUCUACAAUGAAGAACGCUGUGGGCUAUUUGAACUAUCUACAAUGAAGAACGCUGUGGGCUAUUUGAACUAUCUACAAUGAAGAACGCUGUGGGCUAUUUGAAAUAUCUACAAUGAAGAACGCUGUGGGCUAUUUGAACUAUCUACAAUGAAGAACGUUGUGGGCUAUUUGAACUAUCUACAAUGAAGAACGCUGUGGGCUAUUUGAACUAUCUACAAUGAAGAACGCUGUGGGCUAUUUGAAAUAUCUACAAUGAAGAACGCUGUGGGCUAUUUGAACUAUCUACAAUGAAGAACGCUGUGGGCUAUUUGAACUAUCUACAAUGAAGAACGCUGUGGGCUAUUUGAACUAUCUACAAUGAAGAACGCUGUGGGCUAUUUGAACUAUCUACAAUGAAGAACGCUGUGGGCUAUUUGAACUAUCUACAAUGAAGAACGCUGUGGGCUAUUUGAAAUAUCUACAAUGAAGAACGCUGUGGGCUAUUUGAACUAUCUACAAUGAAGAACGCUGUGGGACAUUUGAAAUAUCUACAAUGAAGAACGCUGUGGGCUAUUUGAAAUAUCUACAAUGAAGAACGCUGUGGGACAUUUGAAAUAUCUACAAUGAAGAACGCUGUGGGCUAUUUGAAAUAUCUACAAUGAAGAACGCUGUGGGACGUUUGAACUAUCUACAAUGAAGAACGCUGUGGGCUAUUUGAAAUAUCUACAAUGAAGAACGCUGUGGGCUAUUUGAAAUAUCUACAAUGAAGAACGCUGUGGGCUAUUUGAAAUAUCUACAAUGAAGAACGCUGUGGGCUAUUUGAACUAUCUACAAUGAAGAACGCUGUGGGCUAUUUGAACUAUCUACAAUGAAGAACGCUGUGGGCUAUUUGAAAUAUCUACAAUGAAGAACGCUGUGGGCUAUUUGAAAUAUCUACAAUGAAGAACGCUGUGGGCUAUUUGAAAUAUCUACAAUGAAGAACGCUGUGGGCUAUUUGAAAUAUCUACAAUGAAGAACGCUGUGGGCUAUUUGAAAUAUCUACAAUGAAGAACGCUGUGGGCUAUUUGAAAUAUCUACAAUGAAGAACGCUGUGGGCUAUUUGAAAUAUUUACAAUGAAGAACGCUGUGGGCUAUUUGAAAUAUCUACAAUGAAGAAAGCGGUGCGCUAUUUUUUGUUCAAUCAUUUAAAAGUAUAAACACACGAUUUCCGCAUCAAAACUAACUCCGACACCGUCUAGAUCCUGACUGGCUGCAACAAGAAUUGCAAGAAAAAAGGAAACAACUUACUUCAAAGUUUAAAUCCAACAUUUAUAUCGACAUGUCCACACGGAACUUCAGAUUGGCCAACAUAUAUCGACAUGUCCACACGGAACUUCAGAUUGGCCAACAUAUAUCGACAUGUUCACACGGAACUUCAGAUUGGCCAACAAAAUUGAACAUAAUUAAUAUUUGCAUGCGUACAAACGUAUCUAUGCUACACAUGCUACAUAUGCAUGUGAGACGUGGAAGUCAUCUGUCAAAAUUGAGAAAACACUAAAUGUGGCUCAACAGAGAUGGCUGAGACGGAUUUUGGGAAGUCAGUUACACAGACCGGAUCUCAAACAAGGAAAUCCUAUGCCGAACUGGGAGUCGAACACUUAGUGAGGUUGUGACUGAGUGUCGCAUGAGGUUUGCGGGACAUGUUCUACGUCAAAAUGAAUUACGCACACCAAGAGUUGCGAUAACAUGGAAGCCAAAACGAGGAAAGCGCAAACAGGGACGUCCUCGUAUUACCUGGCGACACACCUUCAUGGAGGACCUCAGAACAUUGGACACCAGAUGGGAGGAGGCUUCAGACAUUGCCAGUGACAGAUCAUUAUGGAGACAGCUUGCCGCCCAAUGCGCCGAACGGCGCGGGAGGACCUAAGUCUAAGUCUAAGUAAACGUAUCUAGAGUUUAUGAGGAAAAUGACAUUGAAUUUUUGUUAAAAAACCUUUGAGCUUUCAAACUUUUAUAACCUACGUUCCCUUUUCGCACUUGCCAGAAGUUCAUUCAGAGUUCAAGUUUAAGAUAUUUCGUUUCUCCUUAACGUUUGUUCUACAAAUCUGGAUCACGUGUUUACAGUCAGCUUCCGAUUCGUCUAUGUUGCGUCUUUUUUCUGAAUUAAAUGUCCAAUAUUUUUGCGAAACAAGGUUUUCUUACCUGUUAGUUAUCAAUUGUUAUUUCUUGAAGACGACAUCCGAUGUGAAACAGAAACAAAUUCAAUCACCACCAAUAGGUUUAUUUCUUUUCACUGACAUAUUGUAGCAAUGUAGCUUUUUACUGUCUCGAUCACUCUCGGUGCUAUUAGAGCAUGGAAUGGGUUGCCUGAGCUAGCCAGGAAAACCAGUGACUUGUAGAAUUUAAGUCAUUGGUUAAUAUGCAUGACUGAAUGCAUGACGCGUAGAACGUAAUUAUUUUCUUUUUUUUUUGAAGUAACGUCUGUAUUAUAUAAGAAGAAGUUGCUCCGCCCUGCUUUUCAAAGUAUCAAGUAGGUCACAUCAGUAUGGGGAAGGACACAUAGAAAAUAAAUACAGGUCUGAUAGUUCAAAUACAAAGUAUUUCAUAAUAAAAGGAUGUUCACUAGGUAUUUAUCUGUUUUUUUGAUACAUUAUAUUUCUAAAGCUUUAAUCUCUAUAAGAGAAAGACAAAUGAAGUUCCCACGUAAUUAUCAAAAAUUGUGUAUAUUAUUAUAAACUGUGCAGUUUGUAUAAAUGUGUCUCUCCAUAUUGUAUGUAAAUGUAACAUCUUGUUGACAUCUUGUUGAUGUUGUGGAAGAACAACCACGCUUCAAGAUUUAGUUUUAGUUUUUUAUUAUUGUAUAAUUCUAUCAGUUUUUAAUGAUUAAGCAACUGCUUGAAAUGAAAUAAUUUUUAUGAACGUUUGAUUGUACAUGAUUGCUAAUUUGUCCAUUCCAAAUUGUUUGUAUUUAUAAAGAAAAGAAAAUAGCUUAUGUUUAUUACGAUUUUAGAGAUAUUAAUUUCAUUGACUGCAAUUUUUAAUCUAAAUUUCUCAACGAUUUAAUACAAUGUUAUAUUAUGUUGAUUGAAUUUUGAACAUUAAUAAAUUAUAUAUCUAGAAUGAUGUAUGAAUAAACCAAAAAUGCAAAAUCCCA